Molecule: messenger RNA, 1482 nt
Organism: Brienomyrus brachyistius
Lineage: Eukaryota; Metazoa; Chordata; Actinopteri; Osteoglossiformes; Mormyridae
Product: caspase a-like
Exons: 8
Coding region: 132-1298 (388 amino acids)
Biological process (GO): regulation of apoptotic process; proteolysis
Molecular function (GO): cysteine-type endopeptidase activity
Source: RefSeq, a predicted model, not a curated record
AAGACGCAAUGAAUAGGGCAAUUUCGCAACAGCAGUAUAACCGGAGAGCUCACUAAUACCGCAAGGGAUAUUACUCUGCGACCACAUUUGUUUAUGAAGCACUGCUGAAAUCCUCUGGAUUACACUGAGAAAUGGCUGAUAAGGAGUUGAGAAAGGUGCGGGGCGUCUUCGUGGAGGGAGUGACCAAAGCCGUGAUCCAGCAGCUGGUUGACGAUCUUCAGGGGUGUGAAAUCCUGAACGAUGGGGAGGUGGAGUCAGUGCAUGAGGAGUGCAGGAUGACAACGGAAAAAGCCCGGUGUGUCAUCGACAUGGUGGUGAAGAAGGGCAGAGUGCCCAGUGAGAAAUUUAUAGGUCUGUUGAAGGAGCGGGAUGCCAACCUCUAUGCCAAGCUUGAUCUGGACUCUAAGGUGCCACCCAAGCCCAUGUCUGUGCCCCCGCCUCCCCCAGUCCCGGUGCCAAUACCUGAGGUGCGGAGAGAUGACGAUCGGCCACCGUCUUCUGUUCUGCUUUCCUCCUCGGUGGACUUCAAGAGGGAAAUAAUGGAGAAGGCAAAAUCAAUCUACCCCCCCAUGGAGAAAGCGGGCCGUAAACGUUUGGCUCUGCUCAUCAACAACAUCGAGUUUGACCGGGCCGAUAUGCUGCGGAGAGGAGCAGAUAUGGAUGGAGAAUGUAUGGAGGCUCUACUGAAAAACUUGGACUACAAUGUGGUGCAUUUAAAGAACAAGUCUGCUGAGGACAUGGACAUGGCAGUAAAAGCGUUCGCUCAGCGUGAGGAGCACCGUCUGUCGGACAGCACCUUCGUGGUAUUCAUGUCUCAUGGCAAGCGAGAUGGCAUUUUUGGAAUCCACCACGAGGGUAAAGAUAAACCAGAUGUUUUCAACAUCGACAACAUCUAUAAUCACCUCAACACAAAGAGCUGCACAGGACUGCGCAAUAAGCCCAAAAUAAUCCUCAUCCAGGCCUGCAGGGGGGCCGAGGAAGGCUCAACCUGGGUCUGUGACAAUGUUCAUGAAGAGCCUGAAGCCUUGGAGGACGACAGCAUCAAGGAGGACCACAAGGAAAAAGACUUCAUCAGUCUCCUGUCCUGCACACCAGACACCAAGUCCUACAGACACGUUAAAGAAGGUACAGUUUUCAUCAAGUAUAUUGUGGAGAUCUUCAACACAUAUGCUUGUGAAGACCACAUUGAAGAGCUUUUCAUGAAGGUUAUGAACAGAUUUGAAAAUUUCCCAAAGCAGAUGCCAUCCAAAGACAGAACCAGUUUGACCAAACAUUUUUACCUUUUCCCUGGGCUCUGAGACACCUCCUCCAUUUUCUGAAAGAUAAUAUGCAAGAUAAUAGAAUUUUUUCAUCAUACUUCCAAGUUAACAAUGUAUUUGAAUAUAAAACAUCAGGGCUCAAUGUAUUUGUACACUUUUUAUGUUUCAUACAUGAGUUAUGAUUGAAUAUGCAAAAAUUUGAAUUAAAUCUAGUUUCAUUUAA